Messenger RNA from Plasmodium gallinaceum, 1260 nucleotides. Its product is annotated as conserved Plasmodium protein, unknown function. The record is from RefSeq and is a predicted model, not a curated record. The coding region runs from base 1 to 1260 and encodes 419 amino acids. Gene Ontology annotation, cellular component: cytoplasm. The transcript is spliced from 2 exons. NCBI's taxonomy places the organism in Eukaryota, Apicomplexa, Aconoidasida, Haemosporida, Plasmodiidae.
AUGAAAAAAUUAAUAAAUACUUUUUUGCCUUACUAUAUUCAUAACAAUAACUUAACGACAAAUCUAACCUUCAAAAAAAAAAUAUCCUUUUUUUUUUUCUAUGUAGAUCGUUAUAUUUAUUCUCCCUUAAUUAACAGUUUGUUAAAAAAUAAAAAUGCUCAAGAAAAAAAUAUAAUAAAAAAAGUAUAUACAAAGAAAAUAUUUGAUAUAUUAGGUUUAAAAAAUAACUAUAAUAAAAAAAAAAAUGAAAAUGUAGAAAAUAUAAAUGAUAUAUAUAAAAAGUAUACAAAAUACACAAAAUGCAGUAAAGAAGCUAUUGAUAAAAAUUCUAAUAACACUAAUGAUAUUAAUUAUAAAAAUUUUUAUAAUAAUGAAGAAAUGAAUGCAAUAUGGCCAGAUAGGAUAUUUUAUGUAACACCUUUAGAAGUUAAAAAAAAAAUAGAAAAUGAAAAAUUUAACGUAAUUUAUAUUGGUCAUAUGAGCAUUUUAGUACAAAUAAAAAAUUUUAAUAUAUUAAUAGAUCCAGUUUUGUCUAGUAGGAUUGGAUUUUUUAAUAUUUUAGGAGUAAAAAGAACAAUAAAAGCAGGAAUAUCUUUUGAAAAUUUACCUAGUAUUGAUUUUGUAUUAUUAAGUAAUAAUAGAUUUGAUAUAAUGGAUAAAAAUACAUUAAAAAAAAUUAUAUUAAGAGAUAAUAGUAUCGUUAUAGGUGGUAUGAAUAUAAGAAGAUAUUUGUUUAAAAGAAAUUUUCCAGUAGUUUAUCCUUUGAAUUGGUUUAAUAAAUUAACUUUUGAAAAUAUUUCAUUUUAUUAUUUACCUUCUUUAACUAAUAGUCAUAGAUAUUUUAUUGACAAAAAUAUAUAUUUACCAGGCUCAUUUUUAAUCCAUAAUAGUACCAAUAAUAGUUCUAUUUUUUACAGUGGGCAUUCAGGUUAUUCCAAUCAUUUUUUACAAAUAAAAAGUUAUGUUAAUACUAUAUUAAAAAAUGAUAGAAUCGAUUUAUCAAUUUUACCAAUUGGUAUAUAUAAACCUAGUUCUUUAUAUAACCAUUUUCAUAUGUCUCCUAAGCAAGCAUUACAAUCACAUUUUGAUUUAAAUAGUAAAAAGUCAUUAGGUAUAGGAAGUGACGUUUUUUGUCUAGGAGGAGAAGAAUAUAAUGAAGCUACAAAUGAACUUCAAAAUAUUUUGAAUAUUUAUGAAAAAGAAAAAAAAAAAAAAAUAGACUUCAUUACAUUACAACCAGGUCAAAAUAUUAUUCUUUGA